AUGCUGAUCUGCUCUGUCACAACUUCCAGCCCAGCAGGACCCCCCGGCCUGACUUCCUCCCGUAUCAAGGAUGGCCCCGACUUCGACUUUAUUGCUUUGGCUUCCCCUUUCCAUGGGACGUACGCCGCCAAUGUUGUUUGUCCACUCCUUGAAGUUGCUGGCGGCUGCUUACCCGCAAUCUGGCAAAUGAUGGUUUGGCGCGAGGGCUCUCGUACCGACGACUACUCGCCCUCUCUCGCCGGCGAAAAGGACAGAGGAGUGCGCAAACAAAUUCUCAGAGAUCCCGAGAGCCUGCUCCUUGCUUUGCCCUCAAUAACUUCCUCUUCAACAUCAUUAAUGCCAUCAACUUCGAAGAGCCUGGCGGUCGAGGUGGACGAUACGAUGAUCAGAGAUACCCAAGAAGAAGAAGGUGAUCCAGAAGAAAACAACGGUCGGUUUCGGACGGAGACGACGCAACCGGACCCCUUUGCCGCUCCGUUCUCCACCCCACCUCGUCGAGGCGGGAUCUUCUUUUCUCCCCCGAGGAGCUUGGACACGCUCACCGCCAAGCGAACCCAAUCCGAAGACCUGACUCACACCAUUCAUCGUGUUUGA
Molecule: messenger RNA, 594 nt
Organism: Puccinia triticina
Lineage: Eukaryota; Fungi; Basidiomycota; Pucciniomycetes; Pucciniales; Pucciniaceae
Exons: 2
Coding region: 1-594 (197 amino acids)
Source: RefSeq, a predicted model, not a curated record